UGUUGGAGGACCUCCUCACCAACAAAGACCACGCAGUUUUGUAGACUCCUCUUUGAUUGUGAGUUUGCGGGCAGGCAUGAAUCCAUUGAGGACUGCAUAAUGUUAAUAAACUAGGCUCGGUCAUUUCAUUGCAAUCUAUCUUACUUCCGCAUUGGGGUGGAUUUUUAAAAAAAAGACUUACAGUCGUUCCUGUCGGAUGCGAUUCCGUACACCGUGGUGUUCUCGUCUUCUUUAGCUUCCGCUGGUGAUGGACAACGCCCACCUCACAAGCUACAUCCAUGUAACAUUGAACUUUUUACAACAAACGACUCGCCACUGACCCAACAAUUUUCAUCCCACAGCCACGCAUUAUCUGAAAAAUUUAAGCCUGUAAAUCGGGCAGCCUACGUACUUUACGGGUAUCUACACUACGCACUAGAAAGUACUUUGAAUGGAGACUACCAACAACUUGAAAUUGCCACAUGUCGUGGAACGCCAGCAACAGUUGGACACGCGACGAAUUCAGAAACGGCGACACCAAAUAAAAGAGGCGCAAAGGACUUAUCGGUCGCGUCAAAAAUCGCAAAUCAAUGAACUAAAAGCACGCGUCGCCUACCUAGAAGAUGUAGUAAACCAAGUUGGACAACAUAUGGACACGUUCAGUGCCCACCUCGUCAGUGACGGUAUCUUGAUUUCGCAGUCAAAAAUGUUACAAUACUUUUCUAUUCUUCAGGAGAAAGUGACUCUACAGCUUAAAAAGGCUGAAAUACACACUAUUGAGACACAUUCUAGGCCCGUUCCGGCGUUUGCACAGAGUCAACAGUUCCAAGAGAAAAUUACCGCGGAAAAUUUGGAGUCACACACGAAAGAAUCGGCAGACAUCAUUCCAAAAUUGAAGCCGACGGCCAACUUUUGGCAUAUAAACGCUCUUCUCCCACCAAUCGAAAGCUCAAACCAAUCCGGUGAUUAUUGUUUCCCUCCCAACGGCAUAAUACGACCUCUCAACCCCAGUUUUGAGCCUAUCAAUUACAUUACAACGCCUUUCACUCGCAAGCUCUUUGUUGCCUGUGGUCAGGGUGGGCACCAAUGGUUGACUAAUUCCUCAGUGACGGAGGAGGCGCUCUGGCCGCAUUUCGGUCUCUUGCUGCAAUAUCUGCCGCGACAAGAGAUCGUAUCGUAUCUUGAACAUGUUCUGCAGUUAAAUGCAGCAAAUCCAAUCAAGGAUGAUCGCUUUCCUUUCGUUAGUAUUGGUGGUGCUGGAACCCAUUUCGCUUCAACUACCCGCUGCGGCAUAGAUACUCGGCAGAUAUGUAGAAAGACGAAUGGAUGGGUAGAGCUUUCCUCAGAAGAGGAAUGGUUUGAUAUUCAUGAUGUGGAAGGAUUUUUAGACGCCAACAGCGUUCAAUUUGACGGUGGUGAUCGAUCUUUUCACUCAGGGCAAGAGUUGCUUGGUUUUGCGGACGGCAUAGUCCAGCGACAUAGUCUCAUGCCAGGCCAGAGUGAUCCAGAGAAUACAGUUAUUGCCAUCGACCAAUCGAUUCUCAUAAAUGGGCUGGUUCAAUGUGGUAUUUGUAUAGGUUGUGCCCCAGCAUUUCGACGUCGCGAUGUCGAGAAUUUAGUAUGGAAGAACAUCAAGCGGGCACUUCACUAACGAUGCUGCCGAGCUCAAUGUAUGAUAUCGAUUCUACAUAUGUAUUCUAUCUUAAUACCUAUCAAUACUAGUCCAUUCUAUUUUACAG
Talaromyces proteolyticus is the source of this 1718-nucleotide messenger RNA. RefSeq lists its product as uncharacterized. Gene Ontology annotation, molecular function: DNA-binding transcription factor activity. The transcript has 3 exons. Lineage: Eukaryota; Fungi; Ascomycota; Eurotiomycetes; Eurotiales; Trichocomaceae. Bases 431 to 1630 code for a protein of 399 amino acids. Gene Ontology annotation, biological process: regulation of DNA-templated transcription. The record is from RefSeq and is a predicted model, not a curated record.